This is a messenger RNA of [Torrubiella] hemipterigena, 2205 nucleotides long. NCBI's taxonomy places the organism in Eukaryota, Fungi, Ascomycota, Sordariomycetes, Hypocreales, Clavicipitaceae. The record is from the annotation of a GenBank genome assembly.
AUGGAUUUCGAAACACCACCACACGAUAGCGAGUCACCGAUUGAUCAAUCAAGGCCUGUACAGCCUAUCGCCUCAUCCAGAAGCUGUCUCACGUGCCAUCGCCGCAAGGUUCGCUGUGACCGCCGAAACCCGUGCAAUCACUGCUCACGCAACAAUAUCCCCUGCAUCUUCCCGUCAGCAAACCGUCCGCGGCGUUCUCUUUUGGGAUCGUCAUUGAAUGGAAAUGACGAAGAUGAUGCGGCAGAUGAAAUCACCUCGAGGCUGCAAAAGCUGGAAAGCAUCGUAGAGGAUCUACGAGGCAAAGUCCCCAAGAAGCCCAACGCCUCCCGCUCUGCAGCCUUCCAGCAGCCUUACGGGAGACUACUGCUGGAUCCUGACGGCAAAGCGAAAUACUUGCAUAGUGCAUUUUGGAUGCACAUCAAUGUACAGCUGGAACAGCACGUUGAUACGGACUGGUUGUCAAAUGACCCAAAAGCAAAUAACCAUAAAAGCAGCAAUCGAAUAAUGAUACCCUCAGCGGCAUCCGCUCUUGACAGUAGCCAGACUUUUAUUCACGGACCAUUAGACGGACUGAAUCUCCAGAGUCUUCAUCCGCUACCCUCACAGAUUCCCUACUUGUGGCACGUAUGGAAGACGAAUAUCGACCCUAUGACGAAAUGCUUCCACGUACCCACUAUGCAAAAGAUUAUAGAAACCAUCGCUACGGAUAUGUCCCAUUUGCCACCUGCGAUUGAGACACUUCUCUUUGCGAUCUACUAUGGCGCAAUCACAUCCCUUGACGAUGCCGACGUUCUCAAAGAUAUGGGAGUAGAGAAGCAGCCGUUACUUAAGCGCUUUCGGUUUGCUAUUGAGCAAUCACUCGCCAAAGCACAGUUCCUUAUAGUUCCCGAAAUUCUCACAUUUCAGGCACUAGUAUUAUUCUUGCUUUUCUUAAGAAAGAAUGGCGAUUUUAGACACUCUGCCAUGCUGAUACCACUGGCCGUACGCAUUGCACAGUCGCUGGGCCUUCACAGAGACGGCACCCACCUUCAAAACCUUUCGCCCUUCCGCACUGAAAUUCACCGGCGACUAUUCUGGGGUGUAGUGGUGCUCGACAGAAGAGCGUCCGAGGAUAUUGCCAUGGAUCCGAUGUUUGUUUCUGGCGCAUACGAUACACACCCUCCUCUUAACAUUAACGAUAGCGACCUACUGCCACAAGCAGCGCAUUUACCAACCGAGCGCAAGGGCUUCACGGAGUCAAGCUUUGUACUGAUUCGAAUCAAAACACUUCUCACAUCGGAAGCGGUGCAAAAGAUGAUCUUGACGGCAGCCGAUGGUAUACGAACGCAGGCAGAAAUUGAUCAACUACAGGCGCGAUGCAAUGAAGAGUGGCAAAACUGCGCGGCAUACAUCCGCGAGCACUACAUUGGUGCAGAUGCUACACCUGACAUCAGGUUUAGAUGCGAAGCGAUGAUGGGAUUAAUUAUGGCAAAGUUGCGACUGAUGACGCAAUGCCUAAUUCCAAGCAUGAGUGAAGACGGUGUGACAGUAACGAUACGGCGGCCUCCGAGCCUCUUGCGUGUUGCGUGUAUCAGCGAAAUGUUUGAGUUCAAUCACCUCGGAACACACCAUCCCUCUCUGAAGCAGUUUAGAUGGGUUUUCAUCUCAUACACUCGAUGGCAUGGCUCUUCUAUGAUGCUCACAGAAAUGUUACGACACCCAUGGAGCUCCAUUCUGGAACGUGGUUGGGAGGCUAUGCAUAAUGUCUUUCAGGACUCCGGCCCGGGAGAGCUUGAACAGCUUGCCGAAAGAACUGUCAUGGUUGUGCCCUUCCAGAAGCUAUACCAUUUGGUUACACAGUAUCGAAAGUCUGAGCUAGCUCGUCUAAGGGCGGACCCCGAAGCUGCUCUCCAACUUCACGCGGCGACGGUGCAUCCCAAGGGCCUAGGCUUAUUUGAAAUGUCCUUUGACGAGUAUAUAGUAAAAGCUGACAAGUCCUGGCGCCAGCUUGUAGGGUUGAGCACUGAAACCUCGCAAAGCUCGCCAGUCGAUGUCGAAGGAACGCAAUCCGGAUACAACAAACUAUACGAUGUAAUCAUGAGCAGCGGACGACAGGACUGUGCCGAGGAUGAGAUAGCCAAUGGUCACGAAGAACCAGUAGAGUACGAUUUUGAAGCGCUGAGCCAGCAGGAGAUGCAAGACUUUUACAAUUUUGCCACAGUCUAG